AUGCUGCUGUCAGCACUACUCAUUGGGCUUGCCCAUGGGUACGCCGGUACCUGUCGUACUAUUGACCAAUCUCGAUGGUCAACCGGAAUCACCACUGCUUGGGGAGGAGCCGAACAGGCCCAGCUCGCGAUUGAUUUCGAUAACAGCAAUAAAUUCGAAAACUUCGUCCUCAACGAUGAGACCUACAUUCUGGUCCAUUUCCUUGUCGACGUCAACAUGUUGACCGUCAACCCUCACUACCCAACCAACCAGGAUUGUCUCCAGGGCGUCCCAGCUGGCCAAGAGAACACUAACGGUUGUACCGACUGCGUUUGCGCUACGUGCUCAUGUGGAUACGGUUUCACCGAGUCCAAGGUUCUCUACAUGGAAGUCGAUGAUGACGAGUCAGGUCGAGAUAUCCAGAAUGGCAACCCAUCUCAAUACUUCGAGUUCCAGCUCCUCAACAAGCCCGUCAGUUGGUUUUACAUCGAUGCUGUCGACUUUGUCGAGGUCUGCCAGGGUAUUUCUCCAACCAUCACUGGUACUACCGCCACCAACUCUCCCGAAGAUAUCGCCACCCCAGAAGACAUCAAGGCCGAGCUCAAUCCCGGCUACGCUCAGGGCAACGUCCACUCUCUUGCCACCUGGCGACGAUCUAUGACCCUCCACUUUGCCGUCGAGGGCGCUACUCCCGUCCGAGAGAACGAUUACGUCCUUGUUUCUUUCGAUGGUGAAAUCAGUAUCAUUGACUUCUGGUCUCCCUUCAAGGAAGUCGUUCAGGUCGGAGAUCUUGCCAACGAGAACGUCUGGCUCUUCCGAUUUGAUGCCGACUACAACAUUGUCAAAUCAGGCGGCGGCGGAAACUGGUAUGGUAACAUGCAUCUCGGCUUUACUGGUUCCAACUGGCAGCGACCAGCCGUCAACUGGGUUUGCGUUGUCGAAGAUCCUUCAAACAAGGGUGGUGCCACAACGACCACUACUACCACUACAACCACCACUACACCACCAACAACGACCACUACAGUUGCUGCUGAUCCGAUCAAAUACCCUCUUUACUCUGGAACCUGCUACUCAGGAAACUGGACCUGGUGGGAGAACACCGACACUGUCGAUGACGGAAUCGAUCAGGAACUCUAUUCUAACUCAAUCAUGCAAUGCCCGUACCCACAGAUUGCCGCAAUGAAGAUGAUGGAUCUCGAAGACCCUGAUCUCACCGAGACCUUCCAAGUCAUUGAUAUCGACUAUGAAGCCGGAUCUGGAACUUGUGAUAACGCCAACCAAGAUCCUUCUGAUCUCUGUCACGAGUACAUGGUCAGCUUCUGCUGCGAAGACUGCUGCCCACUCCUCGAAGUCACCGCCCGAGACGACAACCCACCAGAGCUCAUUGAAUACUAUGAGAACUACCCAGGUCUGUACAAGCUCCAGACCGACCUUUUCAACGACGCCAUUACCUACCGACAAGUUCUCGGCAAGGACGACAGCGGCAAUGACGUCUUCGGCGAGGGUAUCAUCUACUACUGGGAAGAUGUUGGAUGGCUCUUGGGCGCCAACACUUUCACAUACUCCUACUACUCUGACGGAAUUGGUGAGCGAUGCCCACAAUUCGCUCCAAAGAACUGGACCAACCGUGUCUACGGUACCGAGCUCAAUGUUGAGUGUAUCCCAGUUGUCCCAUCUUGCAAUGACGUCGAAUGUGUCGAGAAUGCUUUCUGUGUUAUGACUGGCUGGGGCCCAGAGUGCAUGUGCAUUCCUGGCUACACCAAAUACGAAGAUGGAUCCUGCCUCAACACCACUACCGACUCUGUUCUCUACGACGGUCUCUGCACUGACGGAUACGAAUGGGGAGAUUGGCUUAACAUGGAUGACCCACAAAAUGACGGUGAUUGGGAAACUCUCCGAAUGGCUGAUAUGACCCAGGCUUGUAUCAACCCCAAGGCUGUGGAAGCUCAGCGAGUCGACGCUUCCGAUACCACCCCAAUGGUCGCACAUAUUUCCCGAGAACUCGGAUUCUGGUGCAUCAACAACGAGCAAGCUGGUGGUCAAUGCAUUGACUACGAGGUCCGAUUCUGCUGCGAGAAAUACUCCGCUGGAAGCGACUGCACUGAAGAUGGUUAUGCCUGGACUGAAUUCCUUAACCAAGAUAUUCCAUUCGAUUUCGGUGAUUUCGAAACACCAACCUACUGGGGAGAAGCUGAUGUCUGCGCCAAGCCUGUCGGUGUUGAAGCUCGACCAGUUGCUGGAACUACUGGCUCUACUGAAAUCACUCACAUCGACGCCGAAGAAGGUUUCUGGUGCAUCAACGAGGAGAACCCAACUGAUUGCGCCGAUUUCGAGGCUCGAUUCUGCUGCCCAGCUGUCAGCACUGAAGCUGAUGCUGAUGGUUGGUACGUUGUCAAUGAAGGUGAGUGCACUGACCGAACUAUGAGCUGGUCAAACUGGCUCAACGCUGACGAUCCAGCUGGUGAGGGUGAUUACGAAACACUUGCCAAGUUCAACCGAUUGGAUGUCUGCGGAAACCCAACUGGUGUCCAGGCCCGAACUAAAUCUAACGAGACCGAUGCCAUUCAUCUCAACUUGGAGUCUGGCUUCUGGUGCGUGAAUGACGAAAACACUGAUGAUGGCUGUGCUGACUAUGAAGUCCGAUUCUGCUGCCCACGAUUCCGAGUUGGAACUUGUGAAGGCCCACAGGCUUCCUGGACUGGCUGGUACAACGACGAAUGGAACAAGAAGAACGAGCGUCUCUGGGUUUCCAACAAGCAGGAACUCGAACUCAACCAGAUCUACGGUGAUGGUGGAGCUUGCAAGUCACCAACUGGCGCUGAAGUCCGAGUCCGACCAACUGGAUCAACUUCUUUCCAGAACACCAUGUGGGACUACUCCUUGAACCUCAUCCAGCAUCUUGACCUCGAUGGAUACCGAUGUUACAACGACGAGCAGCUCGACACCGCAGCUGGUGGCAAAUACAAAUGUAGUCUUGUCUACGGAUCCUGCGAUCAAGAUGGCUAUGAAUGGUCCGACUGGCUUAACGAUGACACUCCAUCUGGAGCUGGUGAUUAUGAAACACUCUCCAAGUACUCCGGCAACGAAGCUUGCGCCAACCCAAUCGCUGCUCAGGCACAAGCUACUGAUGAUGGCUCUGUUGAGUACACUCAUAUCGACACUACCAUUGGUUUCUACUGUCUCAACGAUGAGCAGAGCACUGGACAAUGUGCUGAUUUCGAAGUCCGAUAUUGCUGCCCCAAGAUGCAGGUCGGUACUUGUAACGUCAAGGGAUGGGAAUGGACUCCCUUCUACAACGUUGAUGAUGCUUCUGGAACUGGUGACUGGGAAAUGCUCCACAACCUUGAGCCAAACCAGGCUUGCCUUAACCCAAUGGGAGCAAAGGUCCGAGAUACACAGGCCGGCUACUACGGUACUUCCGAUGCUGUCACUCAUCUUUCUCUUGAAGGAUUCUACUGCUUGAACGAGGAACAGCCAAGUGGUAUGCCAUGCGCUGACUUCGAAAUCUCUUUCUGCUGCCCAACCGACGAGACCAUGACUUGUGAGACUGCCGAAGAAGAAUGGUGCUCUGAGAACGAGUGGUGCCUCGAAACCAAAGACGGCCCAGUCUGCAAAUGUGGUGAUGAUGAUUUCUCCGUCGACCCAGACAGCGAAGAUUUCACCAAGUACGAGGAUGGCGAGUGUCUUGCCAAUGUCUCUCCUUACCCAGCAAUCAAUGGCAACUUCACUAUGGAAUGGGGUUCCUGCACUCAGUACGGUCACGCCUGGUCCAGCUGGUUCUCUCUUGACACUGCUGAUGCUGAGGGUGACUUUGAGCUCCUCUCUAGCUUCGAUGCCCAUCAGAUCUGCGCUAAUCCAACUGGUCUCCGAGCUCAGGCUCUCGAUACUGGUCUUGGUGCCUGGCCAGUCCAUGCCGAUCUUGACAUCGGUUUCUGGUGCGUCAACAGCGAGCAGGACGGUGGCGCUUGCGAGGACUUCUCUAUCCAGGUCUGCUGCCCAGUCUUUGCCACUGGCGAUUGCCCAACUGGCUACAACUGGACCGACUGGUACAACAAUGACGAUCCUCUUGAAUCUGGUGACUGGGAAAUGCGAAGCGACGAUAUGUGCGCCAAGCCAGCUGCUCUCCAGGUCCGAACUCUUGAUGGAAGCCCACUUAACAGCAUUAUCCACAUGGACAAUGAUGUUGGAUUCUGGUGCAUCAAUGAGGAAAAUAUGCCAGAAGCUUGCAACGACUACCAGGUCUCUUUCUGCUGCCCAGAGCUUGACCAGGGCGAGUGCACUGAAUACGGUCACACUUGGGGAUCAUGGCUCGAUUCUGAUGAUCCAGAUGGACAGGGUGACUUCGAGACCCUUAACGGCUUCACCGGAUACCAAGUCUGCGACGCUCCAACUGGCAUUAUUGCUCAGGGCAUCAACGGUACUGACUCCCCCGACGAGAUGAAACGAGUUUCUGUCUCUGAAGGAUUUGUUUGCAUGAACGACGAGUUCGAUACUUGCUCUGACUUUGAGGUCCAAUGGUGCUGCCCUAAAUGGGGACACUCUUCCAACGGCGAUGAUCACUGCAUGCUCAAGGGCUUCGAAUGGACUCCGUGGAUGAACGAAGAUUCUCCACUUACCGGAACUGGUGAUUGGGAAACUAUUCAGUCUCAGUCCGAACUCAAGGUUUGUAGCAACCCAACUGCCAUCCAGGCCUACCCAGCCAGUGCUGGUGCCACUGCCAACACUCACAUCGAUGUCGAAAUUGGUUUCUGGUGCCUCAAUGAGGAGAACGCUGCCGACUGUGCCGACUUCGAGGUCCGAUGGUGCUGUCCAACUUAUGACGACUUUGAGUGUGACGAAGAGGGUUACGAGUGGACUGAAUGGCUUGAUCGAGAUGAUCCAAUCGGAGAAGGAGACUACGAAACACGAUUCUCUUACCCACAAGGAUCCGUCUGCGAAGAUCCAAUUGCCAUCCAGUCUCAAGCACGAACUGCUGGUUCUACCGCUUUCACUCACGUCGACCUUGCCUACGGUUUCUGGUGCGAUAACUCUGAGCAGCCAAAUGGUGCUCAAUGCGCUGAUUUCGAGGUCCGAUACUGCUGCCCUAAGAUGAAGGAGGUCGCUUGCGACGCUGAAGGUUAUGGAUGGACUGUCUGGCUUGAUCGAGAUGAUCCAAUUGAAUCUGGUGACUGGGAGAACAAGGAUGGUUUCCCAGCUUACAUUGUCUGCAAGGACCCACUCGCUGUUGAGGCCGCUGUCGUCACUGGCUCCACCGGCUCCACUGCUGUCACUCAUCUUGAUAACGACCAAGGUUUCUGGUGCAUCAAUGAUGAACAGCCAAAGGAUGAGGUCUGCGCCGACUUCGAGGUCCGAUUCUGCUGCCCAAUCGAAUACACCAACCCAUGCCCCAAGCCAGAGGCUCUCGUGUCCCCCAACUCUCAUAUCAAGUACAACCCAAGCACCUACGCCUGUGAGUGCGUUUGCGAUUACGGCUACACUCGAGACUGGUCUGCUGGUCCACCAAUUGACACUUCCUGGGCUUGCGAGAACGACGAACAGACUUGCAUCAAGAUGUUUGCUCCAGAUACCUAUGCUAAUGCCGAAGCUCACUGUCAGCUCCUGACUGGUCGAAUCGUCGAAGUUCCUAAUGGCGACUACAUGCAAUGGCUUGAUAACCUCGGUCUUACCGGCUACUUUGUCAACCCCGCCAAUGUUGACUACUCUCGAUGGGGACCAGGUCAUCCAAAUGACGCCGCUGGCUUCGAAUGCCAGAUUGUCGAUACUGAUGGAUUCUGGCGAUCUGUUGAUUGCGCUACCGCCACUCAUGCCUACGCCUGCCAGGUCGAUCAGGAGCCAAUUGUCUGUGUCAAGGAUGUCGAUCCAUGCGUCGCUACUUCUACUUCCUGUGUUGACUUCAACAUUUGCCUCAACGCUGACGGAUUCCUCACCAACCUUGCCACUCUCGGUCCCUUCGCUGGUGAGCCAGAGAAGGUUAAAUCCUACCAAGUUGGAUGUGCUGACCCAGAUGCCAUCCCAGCCACCAACGCUGGAGGAACUGAUGGAGCUAUCCACUGCAUCUGUGACGGUAAAUCCGACUGUUACUGGGAAUCACCUGACUUCCUCGGAGAACUCACCGAAGAAGAGAUGUGCAUUACGGAUACAACAUGCCCAGUCAGCAUGUUCAAGACUUACACCGGUGAACUCCAAUUCCUCCGAAACAGCUUCAUCAACGAUCCUCUCCACAACACUCUCCAGGCCGAUCUCUGGGACUUCGAGAUGGCUGAGGUUCUUGGCCGAAUCGAGACCACUGCUCUUGCCAACUUCGAGUCUGCUGACUGGGACUGGAGCCAGGGUCACUACUUGGUCGUUGUCUGGCCUUCCACUCUUGAGGAUAACAACAUUCUCUCCGUCUACCCAUACGGAGACUACGUCGACCCAGGAUUCACUUCUGAGUUCGGUGAUGGUGCCGUCCAAGUCUGGGAGACUCACUACAACCCACUUGUCCUCCGAGAUGGUACUGCUCGAGAUAUAACUACUAGCAACAUUGAGGUUGUUCUUGAUAUCCGACACACCAAGGAAGCCGCUGAUAUCGAUGAUCUCCUUGUUUUCCGAAUCGCUAUGGUCCCCAAGACCUGGCGAGACGCUUACAAUGAUCUUCAGACUACUACUGUCGAGGGUCUUUCCAACUGCUUGAACCACAUGCUCGACGACAAGGCUAAGUUCCACCCAUCUCUUCGAUCUCACCGAAAGCCAGUUUCUGCUCCAGUCAAGCCCGCCAAGCCCGCCAACAAGGGACCAUCGGCCAAGCCACAGAAGAAGAAGAAGUGGCAGAAGAAGAAGAAGAUGUCCAAGGGCGAAUGGGCUGCCAAGCAGGCCAAGCGACAAGCUCGACUCAACGGACAAUAA
Messenger RNA from Oikopleura dioica, 6864 nucleotides. Lineage: Eukaryota; Metazoa; Chordata; Appendicularia; Copelata; Oikopleuridae. The record is from the annotation of a GenBank genome assembly.